CUAACUUCCGGCAAAUAUCCAAACAUUUUACAUUUUUCUGUUUUUUGUUGAGUUUAUUUUCAUAUAUACUUCUGGGAUGAUAUAAAUAAGAAGGAUGAUGACAAGUAAAGAGCCUAAGUGUGUAGUGUCUUCAUACAGAGAUAGCAUUAUAAAUUCAUUAUACCAACUUCAGCGUAAGAACUGUUUUUGUGAUGUAGAAAUUACAACAAACAGUAAUACAGUUUAUGUACAUAAAGUCAUAUUAGCCGUUUGUGAAAGUCCUGCACUUCAUGAGUCGGUAAAUGUAGCAGACAAAGUUUCAUUUUUCGGAAAAACCAAUAUUAACUGCAGCGAUUACUCGAAAGAAGUUGUUGAGUCACUUGUAAGGUAUUUAUAUACAGGGGAGAUAAAAGUGGAAGAAAGAAAUGUUAAAGCAUUUACCAAGCUCUGUCAAUCAUUCCAACUGGACAAAGCUGUUGAUGCAUUUGUUAGUCAUAUGAUACAACAGAACAUUUUAAAUAGUGCAAGACAAGAUGGCAGCCAGUUAUCUGUUUCCAUGGGUACAUGUGAUAAUUUGUCAACAUUGUCAGAUGCAGCAGAUAUGGUCUCAUCAGGAACAUCUCUCGAUCUUUCAAUGAAAUCUAAUAAAUCUUUCACAACAUUGAAAGCAUCAGAAUGUGAGGAAAAGGAAUUGAUAAUAGAACAUACAGGGAAUGAAAAACCAUGUGAUCAAAGUAUGCAGGAUUCACCCCCUUGUUUUGAAGAUGAUGAUGAUGAAAAUACAGUAGAUUUAACAGAAUAUGAUACCUUGAUAAAGAAUAAAGGACCAAAACAGCAAGCCAUUAUAAAAGUGGACAACCAGGAAGGGUUUGAUCCUAAAGUUAACAUCUCUCAGUCAAAUACAAAUGCCAAAGGAAAUGUUAAUAUGUUCUUAAUGUCUCCAGAGCAUAAUCCUUAUUAUGAAGCCCCAGACACAAGAAUCAAAAGACCAAGGAGAAGAACUUCACAAUCAACAAGUGAUGGUGCUAAAGAUAUACCAACAUCCAAACCAAAAAGGAAACCUACAACCAGGUCAAAAAAUAAAACUACAACAAGGACAGGGUUAAAGACUAAGAACAAGAAGAAAACAUCUAACAAGGGAAACUUGAAGAUUAAAAUUAAAAAAAGUAAAGUUCAGGUGAUAGAACAGGAUGAGAAUGAAGAAAUUAGUGAAGAUACAGAAACAACGGAAGAUAAUGUGAAACCCAAAAGAAAACGGGGUGUUGUACAUCGCUGGUGCAGAAAAUGUGAUGUCAGAUUCCCAGAGAAAGAUUUGCGUAAACAUCUGAGAACCAAACAUCCUCCAUACUCCUGUAAAAUGUGUGACUGGACUGGUCUUCUGAAACGAGAGCUGGCAUUACAUAUGUAUAGUAAACAUCAGAUGUUAAUAAUGCCAGAUAAAUAUCCUCUCUUACAAUGUGACAAUGCAGGAUGCACAUUUAAAACUUUGUUUUCCUAUGCAUUAGACAGACAUAAAGAAUGCCACAAUAGAUUAGUGCGGCAUCUGUGUGAUGUAUGUGGAUCAAGUUUUGCCACAGCUGGAGGACUGAAGGAGCACUCGUUAAGACAUGCAGAUGAAAAUCCUAUAUAUAAAUGUGAUAUUUGUGAUGCUGUGUUUGGUUGGAAAUGUAAACUGAAAAGUCAUGAAAUGAAGGAACAUGGAACAUAUCUAUUAUGUGAAAUCUGUACAUACAAGACAAAAUACAAAGAUAAAUUAACCAUGCAUUUACAUCACGAACAUGGACAACCAUUACCAGCAAAUCAGAAGAUACACAGAUGUGAUCAGUGUGACUUUUACUGUAUCAACCGUAGUAAACUUAGAUUCCAUAAAAUAAGACACUCAGGAGAGAAAAAUCAUACCUGUGGACAGUGUGGAAAAUCUUACCUUAACCAACAUCAGCUGAAAAACCAUAUCAAUAGUACACAUGGAGCAAGAACAUUUGACUGCCAUCUUUGUUCAUAUGUAAGCAAGAGAAAAUCGGAACUUAACAACCAUAUUAAGUCCAGACAUUCUGAGGACCGUCCAUUCACAUGCAAUCUAUGUGACUAUGCAUGUAAACUGAGAGGAAACUUACAUAAACAUAUCAGACUGGUUCACAAAGUGGAUGUUGUAACAAGAAACCAGUUGCACCAAAACAUGCUUCAGACAGGGAAAGGCUAUAUGGAUUUGCUUAAUGCUAGGAAAACAGAUGAAAUAGUGAUUCAAGAAAAAGAAGAAAGUUCAAAACCCAAGGAAAUUCCAAAACCCCCUUCUGAAACCACUCCUAGACUUAUGCCAAGUGAUGAACCCAACCAAAGACAAUUUCAGCAGGUUUUGGAACCUCAAAAUUUAGAUGAUGGUUCCGUCAGGAGAAAUAUUGAAAUGUUGAUAAGAACAAAUGAAGGCUUAUUGAACAGAAAUCCUGAAAAUUUCACUGGUCCGAUAGCUGGUAGUGUUCCUAUUGCUGGUAAUGUGUAUCAGCCAGUCAAUAUGACAAGUCAUGGAAACUUUCAACCUCCUAGUACACAGGGAUUUUCAUAGGAAAAUGUUCCAAUUGUACAUUGUUAUAGCAGAUAUACAUAAGUUUGUACACAGAUCAAUCAAGCUAAGUUUGCUUGUUUGGUAGGUGGUAUUACCAUUGUUUACUUCCAGUAAAGUAACUAUGGUUAUAACUAGCCAAUCUAAUCAUGAGACAGAUAACAAGGGAUGACUGAAAAACCUGUUUGGCCAUUUUGUUUCUAUAUUUAUGAUAGCUUUUAAAGAAUUUGUGGUUCAAGAGCAAAAAUAACUUUAUGUAGAAAGUACACACUAAAAUAAUUUUACUGUAUCACAUUUACGAUGUGGAAAUGUUAAUCAUGUGAUAUAUAAAUCUGUAAUAUUGAAUCAUAUAAAUAUGAGGGUCUGGAUUGGGUUUACAGAAGAGAGAAUAAUGCCCCAAAAAAGUAAUGUAAAGAGAAAAAUGAGUAAAAAAUAUUAGAAUAGAGAAUAAUGGGGUGCAAAAGUAUAAAGAAUGACUGUGAAAAAUAAAAAAAAUUAGUUAAUACUAUAUAUAAACUGAUUAGAGAAAUGAACGAUGAACAGAAAAAUUGUAAAAUCAUUUUCAUGAGAAUUUCAUAGAACAACUGUUAUUUUUAAAGAUAAAGAAAAAUUUCCUAAAAUCUAAAGAAUACACUACAGAAAUUAAGGACCCCCAUCCAGACCCUCAUAUAUAACAUGAAAGAAUCACAUUGCUUCUUUUAUUAUGUGACAAGUAUAUUCAAAAGUUUUAGGUAUACAAAAUAUGAAUAAAUUUAGGAGAUAUGGGCUGUUUUCUGCUCUAUGGUUGGGUUGUUGUCGCUUUGACACAUUCCCCAUUUCCAAUAUUAAUUCUAUACAUCAAGGUGACAGCAACCCAAUUACACAACAAAAAAAGUGUAUGUGUAAACGUCAUGCUCUACAAAACCGUAAGUAAAUAAAAAAUUGUAAAUGAAUUUAAUAGAGAAUAUUAUCCAUUUGUCGUUUUGAACAAUAAGUAUGUUUAAACUAAACAGAGAAUAUUAAAGAUCUGCCAUCAAGAACAAUAUCUUCAACAGAGAAAAAACAUGAUAAAGGCUAAAAACAACCACUUAAAAGAGGUUCUUGAUGCCUACACAGAACCAUGAAACUUGAGAUUUGUCAAAAGAGAACACUUGUAUCUAGACAGACAAUGUAUAUUCUUUUAAACAUGUAACCAAAAACCUGUAUCAGAAAAUACAAUGUAUUUUACUUACCAUCACUGGAACAGCUCACCAUAAAACAUGUCUUGUAAAGUAUGAACCAAUUUUUUUUAUAUCAAAAUAUAUAUAACAGAGAGUUGUAUACUUAUAUUGUUGUAAUUGGUAAGUGGUUGUUUAAAAACUUUUACAAUUGUAUUUGUAUUAUGGCUCUCUCAUUUGUUAAUUUAUGCAGAGAUAUUUCAUGUUAACAAUGUUGAAAAUUGUCUUAUAUAUAUAUAUCAUGUAUAUAUAUAUAUAUGUAUUAAUUGUUGAAUUGUUAUAUUUCUAUUAUGAGUGUUAAUUCAUUUGAUUUAUAGGUAUAAUUUUUGGGACUUGAUAAGGAAUAGUUGUUUUGGGGAAAUUUAAAAUCAUGGUUUUACAAUUUGAUCUCUCAUUUGCAUAUAUGCACAUAAAACCCCUGAAGAUCUAGUCUUUAAAUGACAACUUAUUAGCUCACCGGGGCCCGAAGGGCCCCAUGUGAGCAUAUGCCAUCACUUGGCGUCCGUCGUCGUCUGUCGUCGUAAACUAUUUCAAAAAUCUUCUCCUCUGAAACUACUGGGCCAAAUAUUUUCAAACUUUAACUAAAUGUUCAAGGGUAUCUAGUUUAUAAAUUGUAUCCGAAGUUUUGAUCCAUCGACAAACAUGGCCGCCAUGGCUAAAAAUAGAACGUAGGGGUCAAAUGCAGUUUUUGGCUUAUAUCUCAAAAACUAAAGCUUUUAGAGCAAAUCUGACAUAGGGUAAAUUGUUCAUUUGGUCAAGAUCUAUCAGCUCUGAAAUUUUCAGACGAAUUGAACAACCCAUUGUUGGGUUGCUGCCACCGAAUUGGUAGUUUUAACAAAAUUUUGCAGUUUUUUGUUAUUAUUUUGAAUAUUAUUAUAGAUAUAUAUAAACUGUAAGCAGCAAUAAUGUUCAGCAAAGUAAGAUCUACAAAAAAGUUAUUAUGACCAUAAUUGUCAAUUGACCCCUUAAGGAGUUAUUGCCCUUUAAAGACAAUUUUACACAAUUUGUUCAUCAAGUUUGCUAACAUUUAAAAAUCUUCUCCUCUGAAACUACUGGGCUAAUUACCUUCAAACUUUAACUAAAUGUUUCUUAGGGUAUCUUGUUUAUAAACUGUAUCUGAAGUUUGUAUCCAUCGACAAACAUGGCUGCCAUGGCUAAAAAUAGAACAUAAGGGUCAAAUGCAGUUUUUGGCUUAUAUCUCAAAAACUAAAUCUUUUAGAGCAAAUGUGACAUGGGGUAAAAUUGUUUAAUUGGUCAAGAUCUAUCGGCCCUGAAUUUAUCAGACGAAUCGAACAACCCAUUGUUGGGUUGCUGCCACCGAAUUGGUAGUUUUAACAAAAUUUUGCAGUUUUUUGUUAUUAUUUUGAAUAUUAUUAUAGAUAUAUAUAAACUGUAAGCAGCAAUAAUGUUCAGCAAAGUAAGAUCUACAAAAAAGUUAAAUGACCAAAAUUGUCAAUUGACCCCUUAAGGAGUUAUUGCCCUUUAAAGACAAUUUUACACAAUUUGUUCAUCAAGUUUGCUAACAUUUAAAAAUCUUCUCCUUUGAAAUACAGGUGAGCGAUUCAGGCUCUUGAGAGCCUCUUGUAAUUAGUUUUGUUGUCUCUAUUAAUCACAGAGUCCAUUAAAAUGAUAUCCUUCGAUUGACAAUUGAUUCUGAGCAUUUCCAUAGUCAUAAUAGUUCAGGAUAUUUGAUCUUUUUAAUUUUAACCAUUAUUUUUGUUUUAUAACUCUUUUGUGAUAUGAUUAACCAGAGUAACUCCAAAACUAUCAAACAUGUCAAAGAAAACCCUAAUAUUAAAAAAAAAUUAAUACACUCAUCAAAUGCCUAUGAAGGGUGUCUGAUCCCGGAUCCUGCUUAUUGUUUUGUCAGAAUCCCGUAUCCCGCUUAUCAUUGCAAUUAUAGCGACUGUAAUUUCACGUGUCCCGCUUUCCCAUUUUCACGCAAAAUAAUUUGACUUUCACGUGUCACGCUUAUGAAAAAUCGGCCCAUCCCGCAUCACGCUUACACCCCAAUGGGACCGACUAUGAAGUAUGAUUUGCAAUACCUAAACUUAGUUGUGUAUGCUUUGGGAUUAAUGGGACGUUAUGAAAUAAAAAACAUAAUGUUAGUCAUGUGAAAUUGUCUAAACAAAUAACAUGGUAUUAAAAAUUCAACAAAAAAAACACAUAUUCUUUCAUUCCUUUUUAUAUAUUAUUACAUUAUUUCUCACCAUAACUCUACAUUGAAAAUCUAGAGAGUUUCAGAUCUUAUCAAAUAAUUUUAAACACUUGACAUACAAAUCAGUCUCAAUAUUCCAUGAUAUUAUGAAAAUGGUAAACUGUUAGACAAUGUUAUUUUGGACCUCAAUUAAUAGCAAUCAUCCUAAAAGUAAUAAUUUAACUGAUCCAUUAUUAGCAUACUACGACGGUCAUUAGUAAGGCAAUGCAAAAUAGAUUUUAUGCAUACAGCAUCUCAGUUUUUGUCUCUCCUUGACAGAGUCAAAAAGCGAGACAUAGGUAUGCUGUUUCCAGUAUCGGUGCUGACAGCGGCAUCAACAAUGUAUUAGUUUGUGAUUAGGUCAGUUUUGUGGGGAACCACUUGUGGUAGGUCUAUGAUAUUUGGUAUGCAGUUGUAUUAGCAUUGGUACAUCUCAUUUCCAUGGAAAUUAUUUGGCCCCGCCCCCUCAGGCCUCAGUCAUGGUCUAUUGGCUUUGAAACUUUUGUAUAGUUUACAUAUAUUAGUUUGUGAUUAGGUCAGUUUAUGGGGAAUCACUAGUAGUAAGUCAAUGAUAUUUGGUAUGCAGUUAUAUAAGCAUUGUCACAUCUCAUUUCUAUGGUGAUUAUUUUGCCCGCCCCCUCAGUCAUGGUCUAUUGACUUUGAAACUUUUGCUAAGUUUACAUGUAUUAGUUUGUGAUUGUGUCUGUUUAUGGGGAACCACUAGUGGUAGGUCAAUGAUAUUUGGUAUGUAAUAUAUGUAUUAGCAUUGGCACAUCUCAUUUCCAUGGAGAUUGUUUUGCCCCUCUGUCUCAGUCAUGGUCUAUUGACUUUGAAACUUUUGCUUUGUUUACAUGUAUUAGUUUGUGAUUAUGUCUGUUUAUGGGGAACCACUAGAGGUAGGUCAAUGAUAUUUGGUAUGUAAUAUAUGUAUUUGCAUUGGCACAUCUCAUUUCCAUGGAUUUGUUUUGCCCUGUACUUUCAAUCAUGAUUCAUUGUCUUUAAACAUUUUGCAUAAUUUACAUGUUAAAGUAUUGCUAUUUUAAUUUCAACAUUUGCAUUUUACUAUCAAAAUAACAAAACGACGAAAUAUAUCUCAGUGUUAACAGUUUAUUGAAUGAAGAAGAUAUUGUAGAUAGUUAUUAAAUAAAUAAUUUGACAGGUAUUAAAAAGAAGCUGUCAUUAUUAAAAUGCAAGUAACUCCUUAUUACUUAAAAAUAAAUGAAUUGAAUAUUAAAAAUGUAUGAUUUGGGUAAAUUUUUAAUAUGUUAUUGAAAUCUAUGAUGAUACUGGUGAUACAUUUUUACAUGUCAGAGCAAAUAAAACAAAAUAUAAAAUGAA
Molecule: messenger RNA, 7267 nt
Organism: Mytilus californianus (California mussel)
Lineage: Eukaryota; Metazoa; Mollusca; Bivalvia; Mytilida; Mytilidae
Product: zinc finger and BTB domain-containing protein 17-like
Exons: 8
Coding region: 95-2539 (814 amino acids)
Biological process (GO): regulation of DNA-templated transcription
Molecular function (GO): RNA polymerase II cis-regulatory region sequence-specific DNA binding; protein binding; DNA-binding transcription factor activity, RNA polymerase II-specific
Source: RefSeq, a predicted model, not a curated record